CGCUGGGCUGCAGCUCCCCAGUCCGUGUCGGCGUGCUUGGAGGUACUGGAAAGGUCUUGGCAGGGUGGCUGGACCCUUGGCAGACUCAAAUCCAGGCCAACUGUAUGGUUGUCUGAGGUGUUGGAACAGAAGGAGGUCCAUUCCUGUUGGUGACAGCACAGUGGCCCUUUUCUGGGAUGAACCAGGUAUAAAAGGAGCUGUGAAAUCAGCUGCAACUGAAAAUGUCUGACAGCUUGGAGAACGAAGAAAAACCCCCAGCUCCCCCACUGAGGAUGAACAGUAACAACCGUGAUUCUUCGGCACUCAACCACAGCACCAAACCGCUCCCCAUGGCUCCAGAAGAGAAGAAUAAGAAAGCCAGGCUUCGCUCUAUCUUCCCAGGAGGAGGGGAUAAAACCAAUAAGAAGAAAGAGAAAGAACGCCCAGAGAUCUCUCUUCCUUCAGACUUUGAACAUACGAUUCAUGUGGGGUUUGAUGCAGUCACCGGGGAAUUCACUAACUCCCCUUUCCAGACCUCUAGACCUGUGACGGUCGCUUCAAGUCAAUCAGAGGGAAAAAUGCCAGAUCUCUAUGGCUCACAGAUGUGCCCAGGGAAGCUCCCAGAGGGAAUUCCCGAGCAAUGGGCACGAUUACUCCAAACCUCCAACAUAACAAAACUGGAACAGAAGAAGAACCCACAAGCUGUUCUCGAUGUUCUCAAAUUCUAUGACUCUAAAGAAACUGUCAACAACCAGAAAUACAUGAGCUUUACAUCAGGAGAUAAAAGUGCUCAUGGAUAUAUAGCAGCUCAUCAGUCGAAUACAAAAACAGCUUCUGAGCCUCCUUUGGCUCCCCCAGUAUCUGAAGAAGAAGAUGAAGAAGAGGAAGAGGAAGAAGAUGACAAUGAGCCCCCACCUGUCAUUGCACCAAGACCAGAACAUACAAAAUCAAUCUACACUCGUUCUGUGGUUGAAUCGAUUGCUUCACCGGCAGCACCAAAUAAAGAAGUCACCCCGCCUUCUGCUGAGAAUGCCAAUCCCAGUGCUUUGUACAGAAAUACUGAUCGGCAAAGGAAAAAAUCCAAGAUGACAGAUGAGGAGAUCCUAGAGAAGCUAAGAAGCAUUGUGAGUGUUGGGGACCCAAAGAAAAAAUAUACAAGAUUUGAAAAAAUUGGCCAAGGGGCAUCAGGUACUGUUUAUACAGCACUAGACAUUGCGACAGGACAAGAGGUGGCCAUAAAGCAAAUGAACCUUCAACAGCAACCCAAAAAGGAAUUAAUUAUUAAUGAAAUUCUUGUCAUGAGGGAAAAUAAGAACCCCAAUAUUGUUAACUAUUUAGAUAGCUACUUAGUGGGUGAUGAACUGUGGGUAGUCAUGGAAUACUUGGCUGGUGGCUCUUUGACUGAUGUGGUCACAGAGACCUGUAUGGAUGAAGGACAGAUAGCAGCUGUCUGUAGAGAGUGCCUCCAAGCUUUGGAUUUCUUGCACUCAAACCAAGUGAUCCAUAGAGACAUAAAGAGUGACAAUAUUCUCCUCGGGAUGGAUGGUUCUGUUAAAUUGACUGAUUUUGGGUUUUGUGCUCAAAUCACUCCUGAGCAAAGUAAACGAAGCACUAUGGUGGGAACUCCCUAUUGGAUGGCACCUGAGGUGGUAACGCGAAAAGCUUAUGGUCCAAAAGUUGAUAUCUGGUCUCUGGGAAUCAUGGCUAUUGAAAUGGUGGAAGGUGAACCCCCUUACCUUAAUGAAAACCCACUCAGGGCCUUAUAUCUGAUAGCCACUAAUGGAACCCCAGAGCUCCAGAAUCCCGAGAGACUGUCGGCUGUAUUCCGUGACUUCUUAAAUCGCUGUCUUGAGAUGGAUGUGGAUAGACGAGGAUCUGCCAAGGAGCUUCUGCAGCAUCCAUUUUUAAAAUUAGCCAAGCCUCUCUCCAGCCUCACUCCUCUGAUUAUCGCUGCAAAAGAAGCAAUUAAGAACAGUAGCCGUUAGAACUUCGAGCCUUACCCCUCACCAUCUCCCUGAUGAGUAAGACU
Molecule: messenger RNA, 2008 nt
Organism: Phodopus roborovskii (desert hamster)
Lineage: Eukaryota; Metazoa; Chordata; Mammalia; Rodentia; Cricetidae
Gene: Pak3
Product: p21 (RAC1) activated kinase 3
Exons: 18
Coding region: 222-1964 (580 amino acids)
Biological process (GO): protein phosphorylation; intracellular signal transduction; regulation of axonogenesis
Cellular component (GO): cytoplasm
Molecular function (GO): protein serine/threonine kinase activity; ATP binding
Source: RefSeq, a predicted model, not a curated record